AUGACGACGUAUACCACCACACCUGACCACAACAUUCAGUUAACGACACAAGGCAUGACCCAGGCCCUCCGUGUCGGCGAACACCUCCGUCACGUGAUAGGCAACGACGACUGCUUCCCUAACUGGCGGGUGCAGUUCUACGUGUCCCCCUACACCUGCACCCAAUCGAUGCUCCACGAGCUUAAACGGUGUUUCUUAAAGAAGAGGAUUAUCGACGUGAGAGAAGAGUCGCGAAUCCGAGAAAAGGAUUUCAGAAACUUUCAUGUGAAAGAAAGGAUGAAUGUUAUAAAGGAAAUACACGAAUAUAUAUCCAUCCAUCUUAAGAAAUUUGAUCAGCUCCAUAGUAGAUCACUCCACGUCUUCGACGAAGGACAUCACUCUCAUCCCAUCUUCAGCGAUGCAUCCUCCCGUUCUCGUGUCUUCUCUCAAGGAUGUUGCCGUUUCCCAUUCUUUGGUGUGGACAUUGUGUUCUGUGCAAACAAGCAGAAAGGAUAA
Glycine soja is the source of this 495-nucleotide messenger RNA. RefSeq names its product phosphoglycerate mutase-like protein AT74. Bases 1 to 495 code for a protein of 164 amino acids. The transcript has 2 exons. Gene Ontology annotation, molecular function: phosphatase activity. Lineage: Eukaryota; Viridiplantae; Streptophyta; Magnoliopsida; Fabales; Fabaceae. The record is from RefSeq and is a predicted model, not a curated record.